GUCCAGGAAGUAGGAGGUGGGGAGAACUGGCAAAGUUCCCUGCCACCCCCAUUUUCCAGAUGACGCGACUGAGGCCCAACCAGCUUUGUAAGGAGGCGGAGUUUCCCUAGGGUCCCUCUCAAGCUGUCCUAGGGGAGGGGGCUCUGCGAACCACGUGGCCCCUCCCUGCCUCUCACUUCAUCUCCCGACAAGCUCCAGAGGGGCGGGGAGAGAGCAGUGGAGGAGGAGGAACUCGGGCAGCUCUGCAGAAGGGGCCAAGAGCUCCGGUGUGUGGUACCCCCAGCCUCAACGCUGUUGCUGCUGCUGCUGCAGCGAGGACACAGAGCUCUUCAGAUAUGGACCAGGCUUCCUAAGCCCAUCCAGAUUAUAGACAACAUUCUCCAGGCUAUUCUUGGCAGCACUAGCCACUCCUGAGCCCAAGGUCUCUCCAAGCCUCCACCAUCCUGGAGAUAGCCACAUUCUCCUAAUCACCACACUCCUAACUCUCCGUGGGCCUGGGGAGCUGCAGGAUGGCGGCAGGUGUGGCCACAUGGCUACCAUUUGCAAGGGCCGCAGCAGUGGGCUGGCUGCCCUUAGCCCAGCAGCCCCUACCCCCUGCACCGGAGGUGAAGGCAUCCCGAGGGGAUGAGGUUCUGGUGGUGAAUGUGAGUGGUCGGCGCUUUGAGACCUGGAAAAACACACUGGACCGCUACCCAGACACAUUGCUCGGCAGCUCAGAGAAGGAAUUCUUCUAUGAUGCUGAAUCAGGCGAAUACUUCUUUGAUCGUGACCCAGACAUGUUUCGACACGUGCUGAACUUCUAUCGCACAGGCCGGCUGCACUGUCCCAGGCAGGAGUGCAUCCAGGCCUUUGACGAGGAACUGGCCUUCUAUGGCUUAGUCCCAGAACUUGUGGGUGACUGCUGUCUUGAAGAGUACAGGGACCGCAAGAAGGAGAAUGCAGAGCGCCUGGCAGAAGAUGAAGAGGCAGAGCAGGCUGGGGAAGGUCCAGCCCUUCCAUCAGGCAGCUCCCUACGACAGCGACUCUGGAGGGCCUUUGAAAACCCACACACGAGCACUGCAGCACUCGUUUUCUACUACGUGACUGGUUUUUUCAUAGCUGUGUCAGUCAUUGCUAAUGUAGUGGAGACCAUCCCAUGCCGUAGCCCUGCGUUGCGGCCUACGUCAGAGCAGCCCUGUGGUGAACGCUUCCCGGUGGCCUUUUUCUGUAUGGACACAGCCUGUGUCCUCAUAUUCACGGGGGAAUACCUUCUGCGGCUCUUUGCUGCUCCCAGCCGCUGCCGCUUCCUGCGUAGCGUGAUGAGCCUCAUCGAUGUGGUGGCCAUCUUGCCCUAUUACAUCGGGCUUUUUGUGCCCAAGAAUGAUGAUGUCUCUGGUGCCUUUGUCACUCUACGUGUGUUCCGGGUCUUCCGAAUCUUCAAGUUCUCCAGGCACUCGCAGGGUUUGCGGAUUCUGGGCUACACCCUCAAGAGCUGUGCCUCGGAGCUGGGCUUUCUCCUCUUCUCCCUCACCAUGGCUAUCAUCAUCUUUGCCACUGUCAUGUUCUAUGCUGAGAAGGGAACAAGCAAGACUAACUUUACAAGUAUCCCUGCUGCCUUCUGGUAUACCAUUGUCACCAUGACCACACUUGGGUAUGGAGACAUGGUGCCUAGCACCAUUGCUGGUAAAAUUUUUGGGUCCAUCUGCUCACUUAGUGGUGUCUUGGUCAUUGCUUUGCCUGUGCCAGUCAUUGUGUCCAACUUUAGCCGCAUCUACCACCAGAACCAGCGUGCUGACAAGCGCCGGGCACAGCAGAAGGUGCGCCUGGCAAGAAUCCGAUUGGCAAAGAGCGGUACCACCAAUGCCUUCCUGCAGUAUAAGCAAAAUGGGGGCCUUGAGGACAGUGGCAGUGGGGAGGGACAGGCGCUGUGUCUUAGGAGCCAUUCUGCUUUUGAGCAGCAGCACCACCAUCUGCUGCACUGUCUAGAGAAGACUACGUGUCAUGAGUUCACAGAUGAGCUAACCUUCAGUGAGGCUCUUGGAGCUGUCUCACUGGGUGGUCGCACCACCCGUAGUACCUCAGUAUCUUCCCAGCCAAUGGGGUCUAGCAGCCUUCUAUCCUGCUGCCCUAGAAGGGCCAAGCGUCGAGCCAUCCGCCUCGCCAACUCUACUGCCUCUGUCAGCCGCGGCAGCAUGCAGGAGCUCGACACUCUAGCAGGGCUUCCGAGGAGCCCUGCCCCUCAGAGCCGCUCAAGCCUCAAUGCCAAGCCCCAUGACAGCCUUGACCUGAACUGUGACAGCCGGGACUUCGUGGCUGCCAUCAUCAGUAUCCCUACCCCUCCUGCCAAUACACCAGAUGAGAGUCAACCUUCCUCUCCUGGUGAUAGUGGUGGAAGUGGUGGUAGAACCAACACUACCCUCAGGAACUCCAGCUUGGGUACCACCUGCCUUCUCCCUGAGACUGUCAAGAUCUCUUCCCUGUGAGGAAUGGGCCUGCCCAUUCAGAGGGCCUUCUUUAUUCUUGGAAACUCCUUUCCAAAGCCAUAUUUUGGGGAGGCAGAGAGGGGAAGACUUGGGGACCCCUUAUGCCUCCUGCCAGGAACUAUGCAAUGGAGUUUCAUGGAAUGGCCUAUCUGGUGAGGAAGUAGCUAGGGAAUGGAAAAUUUCCCUCAGUCCAGACAGUUUUCCUGGUGGGAGUUGAAACGCUGAGACUCCAUAGGCCCCUUGCCUCCUUGCUCCAGCAUUCUGGGACUGGCUUCUCUCUCCUAGCUGGCCUCUUGCAUGCUUCUCCCCUUGAGCCCUCAGAGACAGGUUAAAGCUUUUUGUAGCCUAACAUUUGAGAGCAACUCUCUUCUCUUUGGUUGUGCAAGUUUGGGGGUUCAAGAGAACCCUUAACUUUCAUUUAGCCUCUAGUGGGCAAGGCCUUUGUCAUUCAACAGGCACAGCAAUCCCCAGAUUUGGAAGCUUGGAAUGCAAUCAUGAGCUGACUUAAUGGCCUGUGGCCUCUUAGUAACCUGUUACCAUCCAGCUUUGGCUGAGAGGUCAGACUGCUUCUUCUAACACAGAGAUAGCCCAAACACCACCACCCCCUUUCCUGGCUGCUAGAAGUGAGUUCCUGCCACCUGUCCUCUGCUGGGCCGCCAGCAAAUUCUAGCAAUUGCAGCGGCUGCCAAAACAGUACACAAAGCUUCAGACCAAUUUGCUACAGCAUAUACAUCUGCUUUGAUCAGAUGGGCCACAUGUAACUACUCUCUUUUCUGGGUUUGUGGGUUGGUCUGGAGUCUGGACCUGCUGAGAUAAGAGACUAGCAUCCUGCAAGAGCUGGGCUGGGUGUUGACAUCAUAGAUGAUUUCAUAUUUUUGGGCAGGAGUCCAGAAAUGUUAUGGGCAGAGACCUGGGUUGUUCCUGAACCCUGGGAGAAUAGAAGAGACUUCUUGAUUGCCUCCUUCUCCCUUGUGACUACUUUCCACAUUGUCUUCUCCUCCUUCAUGGCUCACCUUCUGGAUCUGUGUGCUCAGACUGAAAUCUCUCAUUAUCUCAGGUUCCCUGUCUCUAGCUCUGUCCCUCUGAAGCUGUCAGUUGAAAAAGAUGAAGUUUUCAUCAGUCAAUAAAACCUGAGAGAUGUGGA
This is a messenger RNA of Psammomys obesus (fat sand rat), 3606 nucleotides long. RefSeq names its product potassium voltage-gated channel subfamily D member 1 (gene Kcnd1). The record is from RefSeq and is a predicted model, not a curated record. The coding region runs from base 510 to 2462 and encodes 650 amino acids. Gene Ontology annotation, cellular component: membrane; voltage-gated potassium channel complex. Gene Ontology annotation, biological process: protein homooligomerization; potassium ion transmembrane transport. NCBI's taxonomy places the organism in Eukaryota, Metazoa, Chordata, Mammalia, Rodentia, Muridae. Gene Ontology annotation, molecular function: A-type (transient outward) potassium channel activity; protein binding. The transcript has 9 exons.